This is a messenger RNA of Gaeumannomyces tritici R3-111a-1, 3144 nucleotides long. RefSeq lists its product as hypothetical. The transcript has 3 exons. The record is from RefSeq and is a predicted model, not a curated record. Gene Ontology annotation, biological process: chromatin remodeling. NCBI's taxonomy places the organism in Eukaryota, Fungi, Ascomycota, Sordariomycetes, Magnaporthales, Magnaporthaceae. The coding region runs from base 206 to 2524 and encodes 772 amino acids.
UAAGCUCCACUUUCCAGAACGCGCCGGGAGGAAAUUCAGAGCUCGCGAACGAGUGCCGGAUUAUCGCGACAGGCCGAUUGAGAGAAGAGCAAGCAAGCCAAACCAGCCAGCGCAUCGGCACACCCGCAUCCACAGGAGACCAUCCACGUUCGAUCAGCGCCAAAAUCAUCAACAAGAUCGCCGGCCCUCUGGUCUAUCUGGCAAGAUGGACCCGCCACCCCCAAGCCAGGGCGUGCACGAUCAAUUGCUGCCCCAUGUGCAUCUCAUCAGCACACACAGGUACCCCUCUCUGCAGAGGAUCGAGCCCCAGAGGGUGACGGAGUGGCUACUGGCCGCCCCAAGGAUCUCUCGCGAUGUCGCGCCCUUCUCGUGGACCUACCUGGACACUCCCCCCGAUGGCUUCGUGUUUUGCGCCUGGCAGCCGCUCCAGCGCCUGAACACGGAGUUUGCGAGCGACGGCUAUAUCUGGAGUGGCCCCGAAAUGGCGUACUGCCACGAUCUCGGCAAUGGCUUGAUGCUAGAGACAUACCACCAAAAGGCCGGCUUCAAGCCCAUGGCCGAGCCGUACACGAUGCACUCGCGUCGCCGCUACCGAUUGGUGCUGGGCAAGACGCCCAACCCGAACAUGCCUCCUCACCAGAUUGACCCGAGCCUUUUCAUCGUCCAUUACGGCCCCAGCGAGCCGCAAGACCACAUCCCGGCCAACGCGAUCCAGGUCGACCCCCGCACGCACAGCAUCCUGAACUUCCGGAUGCAGCUGCAGCGUGCUGGCCAGAUUGUGCGCAAGAGCUUCAUGCUGAACGACCGCGCCAACUACCCCCAGAUCCCGCUCCCGCGCAUGUUUCCGGACCCGCACUCCGUCCAGCGACCCCCCGUGCCCCAGAAUGUGGCCUAUCCACCUGGUCCUCCUUCCAAGCGAGGCGCCCGUAGCCACGCUGCGCAGCAGCAGCAGCAGCAGCAGCAGCACCAACAGCAGCACCAACAACAGCAGCACCAGCAUGCCCAACAACAGCACGCUAUGGGUGGCCCGGGCGCGUCGCUCUUGGAGUUUGAGGAUGACGAGGAUACUUCGCGUGGUGAUAUGUUCGAUCAUGUGACGCCGCGCGAUGUCAGCGUUGCGAGGUAUACGCAGAACCACGAGUGGAUGGAGGAAGUGUUUGCGUCACCGUAUAGGAUGAGCCAGAUCGAACUGCCGGACCUAGGGUUGGGUCUCAAGGGCGAGCUUGCGUCGGUGACCCAAGGAGUUUUCGAGGCCCAGGGGGAGAAGGCCGAAAAGGAGGUGCCCAAAAAGGCGUACGUUGGCCGGCUUGACAAGGAUCUCGCCGACGAAUUUAGGAAGCGGGUGGACGAGAGGAUCGAGGCUACCCAGGCUGAGAUGAAGCGCAUGGAGGCAGAACACGCCAAGACUCUGGCCGAGAUAGAAAAGGGGCGCUUGUUCACGCGCGCCGAGAGGGAGCUACGCGGUCCAUCCGACAACUCGUCCGAGUUCUGGCGCCUUGAGGGCAGGCUUGACGGGACAGAGGAUGGCGGGCGUGCCGGCGGUCGCAGAAAAGAUCCGGACGAGGUCGCGGCCACUGUCGAAACCACCGUCGGCCGCAAACCAGUCGAGGUGCAGGAUGUGCUGCGGGUCCAGGCCGGCGGCUACCAGGAGCCAGUGGUGGAGCCACCGAGGGUCGAGCCUGCUUCGCAGCCGCUGCUUGACCCCCUACUGGCUGACCCAGCAACUGCAUCGUCCAUGUCGCGGCACCCGUCACAUGCUGGCUCACAGAACAGCGGCAUCAUGGUAGGCGACUCGGACAUCGAUAUGGGAGGCACAGCAGCCGGGCUGCUGGAUCAGAUGCACACUGGCUUUCCUUCGUCGACAUCGACACCUGUCAACAACUUCCCGACGCCGCAACCACAGCUGCAGGCUGGUCACUCCAACGCAGGUACCCCGCAGGCUGGCGCCCAGGUGCCUUCGCCCCAUCCGCCACCUCCAGGUCAGCAACACCAGCAGCACCCGGUUAGCGCAUCACACGACGUGGACAUGGCAAAUUCGGCAACUGGUGAGGCCGCUGGCAAGGAAGCCACACCCCUUACCGCCCCUGAUCAAGGGACGGGUAGCGGCGAUUGGGUCGUAAUCCCCAAGACCACGGGCGCCGAGAUGCCUCUAGGUGCAGGAACCGUGGCCGCCCACGCAUCACCGGCGGUUCCUGGGGCCACCGCCGGCGGUGAUGUCGGCGCUGGGAUGGAGCCGCAGGCAAAGCCGCCGAUGGCAGGGAACAUGCAGGGACUGGGUGCUAGUAAGCCUGGCUCGGCGAUGGGCACACCAGACAACUUCAGCUCCCUCGGAGACAUUGUGGAGGGGGGCGGGGAUGCGCUGGCGAGCUUUGGCGGAACCCCUGGAGUAGGUGACGACCUGGACCUCAACAUGGACAUGGAAGACUCGGCCUUUGGAGAUGCCUUCCAUGGCGUGAGCGAGUCACGGACCGGCGAUGGCGUGGGCGGCGACGGCACGCCUUCCGGAGUUGAGGGGGGCCUGUAGGAAGGGCUUGACCUCACCGACUUUCCUGAAUUUCCCGACAUGACCGGGUGGCUGUAAAGCGAUUGGAUGGGGCGCGAACAGUCUAAUACGAUGGUGACGACACUCGACUCUGUGGCUGCCUCUUGCUCACUUCUGUUUGCAGAUGGCACGCUCGACUCGGCCAGAACUCGGCGUACCCAUGCUUCCAGUACAGGACGUAAUGGCGCUGCCGCUCUUGGUUUCGUUUUCUGGGUAGUUGUUAUACGGCGUUAGGAAGAGCAAACCCUAGGAACAGUCUGCCAUAUGUGAUGGAUGCAGGAGCACAUUCUUAGGUUAUAUUUUCUUGCUCCACCUUGUCGUUUUCAUAAAUGUGCUUCUUCGUCUUUCCCUGCCCAGUCGGCCAUGUAUAACAUAUUUCCUUGGUUGCUUUGAUCAAAGGAUGUUGAGAUAUACCUAAACCUGUACACUGUCAAUUCCCCAAGCUCGGUGUACCUUCAGCAAACACGUUCGUAACCUGAAACCCUGCACUUUUUCUAGGCAUGAGAAACGGGGCAUUGCAUGAGAUGCGAGGACUGCAACGAGCAACAGGAAGAAAGAUGUGCGAAGUGCGAAAAUGAUAUGGGAAAUCGUAUCAGAAGAGG